Manihot esculenta (cassava) is the source of this 1897-nucleotide messenger RNA. RefSeq names its product probable histone H2A.3. Gene Ontology annotation, molecular function: DNA binding; protein heterodimerization activity; structural constituent of chromatin. The coding region runs from base 128 to 523 and encodes 131 amino acids. The transcript is spliced from 3 exons. The record is from RefSeq and is a predicted model, not a curated record. NCBI's taxonomy places the organism in Eukaryota, Viridiplantae, Streptophyta, Magnoliopsida, Malpighiales, Euphorbiaceae. Gene Ontology annotation, cellular component: nucleosome.
CCGCCAUUGGCUUGUGUCUUAGUAAACAACCUAUCAACGCAGUGCCAACUGUCAUAGAUACCUUCGCAAGUUCAGAAUUCACUCGGAGACAUAUUAUUUAUUUUUCUCUGUAUUUCCGUAGAAGAAGAUGGCCGGAAGAGGUAAAUCAUCGAAGAAGAGCGCAUCGAGGAGCAGUAAGGCCGGUCUGCAGUUUCCCGUCGGUCGCAUUGCUCGGUUCUUGAAAGCUGGCAAGUAUGCUGAGCGUGUCGGUGCGGGAGCGCCGGUGUAUAUGGCCGCGGUGCUCGAGUAUCUUGCUGCUGAGGUGUUGGAGUUGGCUGGGAAUGCAGCAAGGGACAACAAAAAGAGCAGAGUUGUGCCAAGGCAUGUUCAGUUGGCGAUCAGAAAUGAUGAAGAACUGAGCAAGCUGCUUGGUUCUGUGACGAUCGCUAAUGGCGGUGUGUUGCCUAACAUUCACAACAUGUUAUUGCCUAAGAGACCUGGCCCUGGCCCUGGCCUUAAAGGUCCUGCUGAUGAUGACAGCUAAAGGAUUUUCGUGCACCCUUUUUAUCUCUUUUGAAGUCACAUGCUCAUACAGUUAGCAAUUAGUAGGUUUCAGAUUACCCUUUUCUUUUUUGGAUUAGUUUUCAGAACUCAUUUUUAGUGAUCACCAUUCCUGAUUUUCUGUAAUUGAAAAUUCAGAAAAGAAUAGGUUUCCUUAACAUUUGCUUUUCCCUUGAUUUUGUCGUUCAUAAAACAUUUUACUGGCUGAUCAAUUAACAAAUGUUUAUGAAUGCCUUUCAACACAAUGAUUGUAGUGGUGCAAAGCAAAUCUGGCAAACAUCAAAACAAAUGGAAAAAAAUGGGUGGAAAUGAAUUGGAACUUCAUAAGUCAAGCAUUGGAUCCUUGCCGGGGAGUCUUUUCUUCUUUGGCUGCAGCAGUGGCAGACACAUAAUAGGCAACUAUGAACAGUCCAUGAAUGAAACAUAGGAUACCUCCUAUGGAGAGCACUCGAUGGUGAGAUAAGCCACAAGACUUCCUGGAUUUUGUGUUUGACAUUGCCCCUAUAAUCAGCAUGGAGAAUCCAAUUGCCAAUAUAAUCCUGAGUUGCCACAAUAUUCGUCAGAAUGCAGUCCUCUAGCUUGAAGUGAAAGCAAAUGAUGGGUUCUGAUAUGCACAGACAUGGGGAUUUAUUUCAUACGUACCAUGAGAAGAUAAGGGAGGUUACAGCUAAUUGCUUGUUAGCAGAAGCCUUAGCAAAAUCUUCCUUAGACCACAUGCAAAUGCACUUCCCAAACAAAUUAGCAAUAACAUGAGCAAGGGCCAUAAGGAUUGCUGCAGCCAACCCAAGUUUGAAAGCUUGAUAGCUUGGAUCUCUACACUCAAAAAUCCACAUCUUCAAAUGCUUCACCUGUUCAUCAACGACCAACACAAUCAAUGCAAAUCUGCAGCAAUAUACUAUUUUAGUUCAACUCCUCACUUACCUUGUUCUGGGCUAUUUCAGCUUCAAUGCCAAGUAUCCCAGCUACAAUGUCCAAGGCCAUUAUCAACAGACAAAUCAAAACCCCAAUGUUUUUUGCCAUUUUUUCUGGUUUUCUGAAUGCAGAUUGCGAGGAGAAGACAGAGGUUGUUUUUAUAGGGAACUUCAACUUUUUAACUAGAGAAGCUUUAUGAUCGCGUUAAGAGGAGAAUAAGAAUAAAGUGGAACAGGUAUUGCGGAUCAUUACUGGAUUAACUGUGAAUUAAGAGUAAAAAGCUUCUUCCAUCUCUGCAAUUUCCUUUAUUCUUUCUUUUACACAUGUUCUUUCAAAAUUCUGAUUCCUUUCAUGGGAUACAAGGAAAGCACAGUAUCUUUAGCACGAUUGUAACAGUGAUGGGCAUGGACAACAAAGAAAAGUUCAUUUUUGAUUCAUUACUUUA